Messenger RNA from Protopolystoma xenopodis, 234 nucleotides. NCBI's taxonomy places the organism in Eukaryota, Metazoa, Platyhelminthes, Monogenea, Polystomatidea, Polystomatidae. The record is from the annotation of a GenBank genome assembly.
AUGUUUGGUGAAGAAAUAUCUGAAGAACUAAGAGAAGAAGUCGACAUUCUGCCGGAGACAGAUUUAAUGAACCAGCGCUGCAUUCCGGCGACUUUUAAUCUUCUUCAUUUUAUCGCUUGGCGACCUGAUCCCUCCCAGCUAAAACCGCUUCCUCCAGGCAGUGCAAAAUUUUCGCUGAAAGAUAUCUCUCGGUUUAGCGAAAUAGAGAAGGAAUACGAAAAGCAUCACAAGUGA